AUGACGCCUCGUUCGGGGACCUUCGACGCCUCGGCGUCUGCGUCUGACGCCGCGUCGGUCUUUCCGCGACCGCCUUCGCCGAGUGUCUCCGCGCCCUGCUGCGUGUGCAUGGCCGCCGCGGAGACGGCUGGAGAGGACGCCGCGCAGGGCUCGGGGAACGACCUCGCAGCGGAAGCCAAGGCGCUCGGGUUCGAGCUCGUCCAGCACUUUUCGCUCAAAGCCAUCUGCAUCCAAGAAUGGAGAUGCAUCCACACGGAGCUCAGAGUCCUCGUCUGCCGCAUUGCCUCGCCUCUAUGCAACCUGUACGCGACCCUCCCCACCGAGGCGCACACUGACGAAGGCCUGCCGCACACCCUCGAGCAUCUCGUCUUCCUAGGCAGCCGCCGCUAUCCAUACAAGGGCGUGUUGGAUUUCCUCGCCAACCGCUGCCUCUCGCAAGGCACGAACGCGUGGACGGCGACCGACCACACCACGUACACACUCACAACGGCGGGAAGCGAGGGACUUCUGAAUCUCUUGCCGGUCUACCUCGAUCACCUGAUGCUGCCGACGCUUCAGGAGAACGCCUUCAAAACCGAAGUUCACCACCUGACGCGCGAGGCUGGCAGCGCAGGGGUCGUGUACUCAGAGAUGGAGGCGCGCGAGCGCCAGGCCUCGUCGGUGCUGUAUCGCAAACUGGUUGAGCUGCUUUAUCCGGGCGAGAGCGGCUACCGCUACGAGACGGGCGGACUCAUGGAGCAAAUCCGCCGAACUUCCAUUGAACGCGUUCGCGAAUUUCACAAGAACUUUUACAAGUGGAGCAACUUGUCGUUGAUUUUCACUGGUAUCUUUGACGGCGCGCUGCUUCUGCGCACGGUGCGCGACGCGGUGGAGAAGAUCGAGGAGGCGCGGCUGCAGCCACCGGCGCGUCGCUCCGCAGCCUCAGCGACGACGGCGGCGCUCGACGCGGCGAUUGCGGCGGCGGUGGGUGCGCCUGAGCACGCCGAGCGCCUCCUGGGCUUCUCCGGGUCGCGCCCUUGGACUGACGCGCGCAACUUCGCGGCUCCGGCUGCGCGGGCGGGCGGCGACGCGGCAUGUGGCAGCGCGGCAGGUGACAGCGCGUCCUCCUCAGCGGCGUUUCAUCGCGUGGCGUUCCCAGCCGACGACGCAGAGAGCGGGCGGGUGGCGCUGGCGUGGCGCGGGCCUGCGUGGGGGGACGUGGAGGCGCGCGAGGCCGUCGACAUCCUCGGCAGCUACCUUUCCGAGGGUAACGUGGCGCCGCUGCAGCGCGCACUCGUCCAGUGCGACGACCCCGUCUGCGCGAGCGUGGACUUCUCCUCGGAGAACUUCAAAGUGACCUCCUUCUUCCUGGAGGCCGCCGACGUCCGCCUCCUCGACGCCAAACCCGCCGCCGCCGCGCAGGCCGCGAAGAACGGCGCCUCUCCGGGCGGUGCCGACGGCGCGACUCUGGGGGGGCAGAGCGCCUGCAAGAAGCAGAAGCGCGAGGAAGGGCGUGACGAAGAGGACGCCGCACGCGAAGAAGUGACGGCGGGCGGCGCGGAAUCCAGCCAGCUCGAGGCCGUCGGGAAGCGCAUGCGAGAACUCAUCGCCAAAGAAGCUGACGGUCCCCUCGACCUCGCCAGAAUCCGCACGCUCUUGAGACGCGAACUCCUCCAGUUCUACCGCGCGCUGGAAACCAGCCCACACGACACCAAAGCCCGAGUCCUUCUGGCGCGCGGAGCUGCGUCGCUGGUUCCUCGGCGAUGCGCGGUCUGCGGCCGCUUCCUCAGUUGGCGUGACAUGCUACCCAAGCACGUCGCUGUCGGGUCAACUGCAUCGCGAAGACAAGGCGCGCGAGGCGGCGCUGCGGGAGAGGAUCGGCGACGCGAACCUGGAGGAGUUGACGAAGGCCAUCGAGGCCAUCAAGGAGAGCCAAAAACAGCCUCCGCCGCAGGAGGUGCUCCUGUCGGUCCCCGUGGCGAGCAUCGACCGCGUCUUCCUCCCCCCAAGGCGCCGCUGACCAACUUUGACGCGCCAGACGAACCUGCGAACGCGCCGGCAGCCGAUGCGGAGAAGCAGCCGCAACAGCAGCGGGGCGCGGAGGCCGCGAUCGCCGACUUGCCCUUUCUUCUGCAGCUCGACGCGCAGGCGACGGACUUCGUGCAGAUCAAAUUGCUGUCGCGUCUGCCCGAGUCGCUCACGGCCCACGAGCGCCAGGCGCUGCUGCUGCUCGCCGACCUUAUCUUUGAGUGCGACGUCCUCUUCCCCGCCUCGCUGGCGGCGCUGCUCGAUCUCGCGCCCGCGGCGCCCGCGCCGGCGGCAGGCGACGGCGUAGCAGCAGACGCCUGCCCCGACGGGUACGUGCGCGUCUCUUACGAGAAGCUGACGCAGCUCUUGUUCGCGCACACGACCUCGAAUGCGGCCGGCUUCGGCUUCUACGCCGACAGCGGCGCAGGCGCGGGCUCCGCGUCGCUGCUGUGCGACCUCUUCACGCUCUCCGUCACCGCGCCCGCGGACAGGUACUACCAGGCGCUCGCGCUGGUGUUUGGCGUCCUCUGUGGCCUGCAGAUCGAGAGUCGCCGCGUGGCAGUGCAUGUCAAGCGCCACCUGAAGCAGUUGGUGCGCAAAAAGCGCUCAGCCAAGUUCCUGGUUCAGCAGCUCGAGAACGGCCUGCGCUACUCGCGCGCCUCGGUGCCCAAUGCCUGCGGCUGGGGCCAGCAGCUCGCCGCCAUGAAGCGCAUGCAGCGGGACCUGCGCGCGGCGACUGAGACGCUCGUUCGCGUUUACCGCCGACUCUUCCAGCAGGCCGGCUUCUGCGUCCACGUCGUCGCCGACCUCGCGCAGCUCCCGGCGAACUGGCAGCAACCCUGGAGCGCCCUGGAGGGGCUGCUGGCUGCCGACCGCCCCAAGCUGAUUCAGCUGCCGCUGAGCUCGCAGGCGGGCGGCGCCGGCGACGCCGCGGGCUGCGCGAAGGACGCGCAGCAGCCACGCAGCGAGGCGCGGAUGGGGCGCAGCAAGCGCUUCGCUCCCGUCGCGGAGGUGUUGAACGUCCAGCCGUCCGCCGCGGCAAACAUCUUCGCCGGCGGGCCCUGCGCAGCGGAGGAAGAAGCCGACGCGCGAGAAGGAAAGACCUGGCGACUCGCCUGCGGCAUCGGCAGCAGCGACUCUGGCCACGUGCUCGUGUCGGUCAAGGCGCCCGUCGGCUACGAGAACGAGCAGCUCGCCGCGAUCUCCGUCAUGGCUGAGUGCUGCUCCAUGAUGGAAGGGCUCCUCUUUCGCACCGUGCGCGGCGCAGGUUUUGCGUACGGCUGCGACCUGUCCUACUCGCCAUGGCAGGGGCAGCUCACGCUGCGGCUGUCGCCAGCCACGAAUCCGGCGGCGGCCGCCAGGGCCGUGGUGGACGCCUUCGAGAGUCGAGUGAAGGCCUCGAAGGAGUCCGGUGCACGUAUUUUCUCCGACGAAGAAAUCGUCGCUGGAAAGUGCGGCACGCUCUUCUCCAUCGUCAGCCGCGAAGAAACGCAGAGCUGCCAGGCCGCUCAGUCGCUCGUCUGGCCUCUGCGCGGUCGCUCUCGUGACGAAAAUCGCCGCAUGCUGGCGGCGGUGGCGGCGACGACAGCGGAGGAAGUCGAGGCGGCCGCUCAGACGUACCUACACGCCAUCGUCCUCGCGCUUACUGGCUCCGAGGAGGAGCGCGAGAGCGUCGGCGGCACAGUCUGCAUCGUGACAAACAAAAAGAAGGUGGAGGGAACCGUGAAGGAGCUCGAGGCCGCGAAGAUCAAAGUCGAGGCAGUGCCGACUGAAGGCACGCUGCGCAGCCUGCAGCUGGCGCCGGGCGAGAAGCUGAGCGACCUGGGCGAAGAGGAAGAAGAGGCUGCGGAAAGCGGAGAGGACGGCGAAGACGACGACGAAAACGACGAUGACGAUGACGAUGAAGAAGACGAAGACGACGAUGACGAAGAUGCGGAUGAAGAAGACCAAUGCUGCGGCGGCCACGAGCGUGGAUCGCACUGCGCACACUAG
Messenger RNA from Besnoitia besnoiti, 3999 nucleotides. Its product is annotated as peptidase M16 inactive domain-containing protein. Bases 1 to 3999 code for a protein of 1332 amino acids. Gene Ontology annotation, molecular function: metal ion binding. Lineage: Eukaryota; Apicomplexa; Conoidasida; Eucoccidiorida; Sarcocystidae. The transcript has 10 exons. The record is from RefSeq and is a predicted model, not a curated record.